GUCGCCGCCGCCGCCGCCGCCCCCUGUCCCGGCUCCCCGCCCCUCCCCGGGUUCCCUCAGCCCAGCUCGGUCCAGCCCGGUUCCCGGGAGAAUGAAGUUCGUGUACAAAGAGGAGCAUCCGUUCGAGAAGCGCCGCUCUGAAGGCGAAAAGAUCCGAAAGAAAUACCCGGACCGGGUCCCGGUGAUAGUAGAAAAGGCUCCCAAAGCUCGGAUAGGAGACUUGGACAAAAAGAAAUACCUGGUGCCUUCUGAUCUCACAGUUGGUCAGUUUUACUUCUUGAUUCGGAAGCGAAUUCAUCUCCGAGCUGAGGAUGCCUUGUUUUUCUUUGUCAACAAUGUCAUUCCACCCACCAGUGCCACGAUGGGUCAGCUAUACCAGGAACACCACGAAGAAGACUUCUUUCUAUACAUUGCCUACAGUGAUGAAAGUGUCUAUGGUCUGUGAAGCUGCUGUUCCUGAGGUGGGGUGGGGGUUGUCAUCCGAUUCUACAAAGAACAGUGGUGCCCUUCCAUGACCCCCACCUCCUUCCUCCAGGCUCAAGCACCUCCUCCCUUCUUCAGGACCCUUAUUGUUUGAGGCUUUUUCUCCUGCCCCUCUUCGCAAGAUGGGUAAUGGUAGACAUGGCCUCUUGCAGCGCUCCUUCUUUUCCUUUCUUUCCCCUUUGCCCUCCAUUCUCACACUGCUUUAGACUUAUUGAUUGUCAGUCUCUGUCACAUCUAAUGAUCGUUUGGUUUCUAUUCCUUUUCUAGCUGCCCAAGGGGCUCAGAGCCCCAACAAUCCCUUCCUUUCACUACCUUCUUUUUGGGGGGUAGAUGGAAGGGACUGAAAUUGUGGGGGGAUGGUAGGAGGCACACCAAUAAAGAGGAGACCACUAA
Molecule: messenger RNA, 876 nt
Organism: Jaculus jaculus (lesser Egyptian jerboa)
Lineage: Eukaryota; Metazoa; Chordata; Mammalia; Rodentia; Dipodidae
Gene: Gabarap
Product: GABA type A receptor-associated protein
Exons: 4
Coding region: 92-445 (117 amino acids)
Biological process (GO): autophagy of mitochondrion; cellular response to nitrogen starvation; autophagosome assembly
Cellular component (GO): autophagosome membrane; autophagosome; cytosol
Molecular function (GO): GABA receptor binding; ubiquitin protein ligase binding
Source: RefSeq, a predicted model, not a curated record